UUUGGGUGUUUGUGGCGUGGCCAGUGUUUCCACAACGGCAGAGCGGAGCAGGGAGGGGGCGUUAAGGAGGAUGGGGUCCAAGAUCGCGACUUUGUAGGGCGUGUGGGAGGGUCCUGCACGGAGCCCGAUGGCGGCGCGGAGGAACCUCGCACAGGUGUUGGUGACCUUCAGGGAUGUGGCUGUGACCUUCACCCGGGAGGAGUGGAGACAGCUAGACCCAUCCCAGAGGACCCUGUUCCGGGAGGUGAUGCUGGAGACGUGUGAGCUCCUGGUCUCACUAGGGCAUUGGGUUCCGAGACCAGAAUUAGUCCAUCUGUUGAAGCAUGGGCAGGAACCAUGGACCCUGAAGAGAGGCCUUUCACAUAGCACCUGUGCAGGAGAGCCACAACAUCAGACCAGAAAGCCAACCACUUGUCUGCCAGUCACAUCUGAGGGAGGCUUGCUCCGGGGAAGCCUGACUCAGGGAUCUUCAAGGGACUCCAAGUUGGGGCAAUCUAGGGAUCAGGAAGGGCUUCUGGAAAUGCAGAAAAAGCCAGGGACAGGCUUUGGUCAGGAGACCGGUCCUGGGGAAAUGAGCCUUGAAGAUGAUGCUUUGAAGACAGACGGUCAUCUGCACUCCAGAGUGCUACAGGAGCCAGUCUUUCCAGGUGUUUUCCAUGAACAUGACCCUGGGGAACCAAGGAGAGACAUCUUGGUUCAUGCAGAGAUGAACCCCUACAAAUGCAAGCAGUGCGGCAAGGGUUUUAACAGGAAGUGGUAUCUUGUUCGACAUCAGCAAGUUCACACUGGGAUGAAGCCCUAUGAGUGCAAUGCAUGUGGGAAAGCCUUUAGCCAGAGCUCAACCCUCAUUCGCCAUUACCUCAUUCACACAGGAGAGAAACCAUACAAGUGUGUUGAGUGUGGGAAGGCCUUCAAACGCAGGUCGUACCUUGUACAGCACCAUCCAGUGCACACUGGGGAGAAGCCUUAUGAGUGCACUCAGUGUCGAAAGGCCUUCACGCACCGCUCUACUUUCAUUCGCCAUAAUAGGACCCACUCUGGAGAAAAACCCUUUGAGUGCCAAGAGUGUGAAAAAGCGUUUAGCAAUAGAGCACACCUAAUUCAGCACUAUAUCAUCCACACUGGAGAGAAGCCCUAUGACUGUGUGGAAUGUGGAAAAGCCUUCCGAUGCAGCUCAGAACUCAUGCAGCACCAGAGGAUUCACACCGGGGAGAAGCCCUAUGAAUGCACCCAGUGUGGGAAAGCCUUUCACCGAAGCACAUGCCUCAUUCAGCACUCUGUCAUCCAUACCGGAGAGAUGCCGUACAAGUGCAUCGAGUGUGGGAAGGCCUUCAAACGCAGGUCCCACCUCCUGCAGCACCAGCGGGUCCAUACCGAGAAACCUGGCAGUGCAGAGAAUCUAGAAAGGCCUUCACACACUGCCCCACAUCUGUCAGAGUGGAAGAAAAUGCGCCUCCCAGCAGCCAACAUCCGGCUUGUCCCUGUUGGUCCUGGCAGCUACUCCUGGGACAUCUCCGCUUGCACAGGGGUGCCUCCUGACACCACUGUUGCGAACCUCCUGGUGUCGGAUGUGGCUGAAACGCUGGCGAAAGGAUUUCCCAUGAUUGUCACACUCUUAAGACAUUUCUCUAGUGUGAAUUCUUCGAUGUUUGACAAGGCUGGAGCUGUGGCGAUAAAACUUCCCACACUCCCUGCACUCGUAAGGCCUCACGCCAGUGUGAACCCUUUGAUGUUUAACAAGGCUGGAGUUCUCGCUGAAGAAUCUCCCACAUUCAUUGCACUUAAAAGGCUUUUCUCCAGUGUGAACCUUUCGGUGUUGGAUGAGACUGGAGCUUUGGCUAAAGAACUUCCCACAUUCACAGCACUCAAAAGGCCUUUCUCCAGUGUGGACCCUCCAGUGUUUAACGAGGCUGGACUUGUGGCUAUAAAACUUCCCACACUCACUGCACUUAUAAGGCUUUUCUCCAGUGUGAACUCUCUGAUGCUUCAUGAGGCUGGAGUUGAAGCUGAAGCACUUCCCACACUUCGGGCACUCGUAAGGCCUUGCUCCAGUGUGUAUUCUGUGAUGCUGAACGAGUGUAGAAUUGUGCCUGAAAGCUUUUCCACAUUCAUUGCAUGGUUCCUGUCCACAGUCGAGCUGCUGGUGCUGGGCGCCUCCGCAGCGUCCCCUCCAGGCCAGCGACCUGAAUACGAAGGAAUCCUGAUGACGUUGCUGGGGGACGGUAGCAAAUCUCCCUCACUCAGGGCACGGAGGGCGCAGAACUUACCUGAGCCGGGCGUCUCAACACCGCCGCCGCCGCCAUCAGAUGUUGUCUCCUCACCUCAACGUAAAACGACCCCUGGAGCAGGGGAAAUGAUGCCGCCACGGCGACGCCGGAAGGCCCGCCCAGGCACGGGAACGCCAGUUUUCAUUGGCAGAAAGACUUCGCUCACCAGCAGUACAGAUGUGACACCUCUAAGAAGCGAAACGCCGCCUUGGCCGCUGGGGGCCCGUCCCGCUUGCAGGCGUCCCCAGGCUCCGGCCCAGCUUUUCCCCCAGAGGUCGCCGGGAGGACGCGCGCGCGGCCGCGGGAACUACACUACCCAGGAGCCCCGGCGGGCGGGACCAACGCAGGCCCGGGAAGCGGGCGAGUCCCUUCCUGCGGACGACCCCGGGGCGGGACUUCCCGUGCCCGCCGCCGGCCGACAUGUCGUUGACUUCCUCGUCAUAGUCCCUUCAAGUGAGGGCUCCUCGGGGUACUGCAGCCCAGGCCCCUGUGUCCAGGACAGCGGAGAACCCCGUCGCCAGCCAGCUCGAUGGGUUGUGGAAGAACGUUACGUGUACGAAGACGUUGCCAUGAACUCAGAAGUAAUUAUGGACCCUGUCCAGGUCUUGUUUAUAUGGGGGCUCCCAUUCUUGAAAACCAUUGGACUAAAGCUGGGAGGCUGCUUCAGACGCGGGAGCCAGCAUGAGCAAUACUUGGAGGGGCAGGUGAACUUUGAGGACGUGUUCGUGCACUUCUCCCAGGAGGAAUGGGGGCUCCUGGAUGAGGCUCAGAGGCUCCUGUACCGCGAUGUGAUGCUGGAGAACUUUGCACUUACGGCCUCGCUGGGUUGUUCAUGUGGAAUAGCACAUAAGGAGACACAUUUUGAGAAUGGUGUUCCUAGAGAAGGAGUGUCACAAAUCAGGACCAGCAAGGGAGGUUUUUUGAUACAGAAUGCCCACCAUCAGACGUGUGGCCUGGCAUUGAAAGACAUUUUGCAAUUGGCUGAGCGCCAGGAAGCACACCAUGGGCAGAAACCAUACAUGAGUGUGCCAUGUGGGAGACAAUUCUGGUUUAGUGCAAACCUUCACCAGCACCAACAGCAACACCGUGGGGAGACGCCCUUUAGAAGGGACAAGAGCCAGGCCUUGCUUGAGAACAGCUGCCCUGUCCAAACAUCACAGAUGAUCUCUAUGCAAGAAGGUGGUACAGACUUCCCAACCAGCUCGAACAUUUUCCAGCACCAGCUCCCCCGCAGUGAGUGGAAGCCACGCAGUGCCUCCAAAUGUGAGGAGGGCUUCUCUAGUGGACAAAGACAUUACACAUGCAGUGAAUGUGGGAAAACCUUCAGCCGCAAAGACUCACUUGUCCAGCACCAGAGAGUUCACACUGGAGAAAGGCCUUAUCAGUGUGGUGAAUGUGGGAAAACCUUCAGCCGGAAACCCAUCCUUGCUCAGCACCAGAGAAUCCACACUGGAGAAAUGCCUUAUGAGUGUGGCAUAUGUGGAAAAGUUUUUAAUCACAGCUCUAACCUUAUUGUACAUCAGAGAGUGCACACUGGAGCAAGGCCUUACAAGUGCAAUGAAUGUGGAAAAGCCUACAGCCACAAAUCCACUCUCGUUCAGCAUGAGAGUGUCCACACUGGAGAAAGGCCUUAUGAAUGCAGUGAAUGUGGGAAAUACUUUGGUCACAAGUACAGACUCAUUAAACAUUGGAGUGUCCACACUGGAGCAAGGCCUUAUGAAUGCAUUGCAUGUGGAAAAUUCUUUAGCCAAAGUUCUGACCUUAUUGCACACCAAAGGGUUCACAAUGGUGAAAAGCCUUAUGUGUGCAGCGAAUGUGGAAAAGCUUUUAGUCAUAAGCAUGUACUUGUUCAGCACCAUCGAAUUCACACUGGAGAAAGACCAUAUAAGUGCAGUGAGUGUGGGAAGGCCUUCCGGCAAAGGGCUUCCCUUGUACGGCAUUGGAAAGUUCACACUGGAGAAAGGUCAUAGGAUAGCCAGGAAUAUGCCAUUUCCUUGUUUGACAAAAUGACUAGUACCAGAAAGGAGCUCCCACAAUAGCCUUCGUGUGUAGCCAUCUAGCCAUCAGUCAGAAGUUUAAUCUUACACCUUAACACUGCCCGCCCUGGGAGAUUUGAAUGUCGCUUGUAUAGGAAGCGUUCUAGAGCUUUCUUGUUCUUUGGAAGCUGCCCAGGACCCUCGCUGGAAUUACUUGACCAGUGCCUCUGACAGAAGUCAUUUAUCUUCAUAGUGGCAGGUUCCACUUUGUGCACAAGUCAUCCUGACAUGCUCAGAGAGGCAGGUCUCUGUCCUCUUCCCUUUCCUAGAGGAAAUCACUGGUGGUGUGGGGUCCUGGAGGACUCUCGCCCCUUCCUGCCCCACACUGGUUUAAGCAUGAGGCAGUUUAGGCCAGGAGGAUGUAUGCUUUGUUCUGUGGUCUGCUUGUAGAGAAGCCUUUGGACAUUAUUGGCUUCAUAUGGCACUUGUGAUGGGUUUUUCCAGCAUUCAGGACAUCUACCCUGAAAUUUCCUGCCUCAUAUUCUGGUUUAAAAAAAAAAAAAAGCCUUAAUUUUUAGACUGGACAUCUUGAGGAUGUUGUUUACUUUGUGGGCUAAAUUGAGAACUGAGUUGAUCUCUGCCAGCAUGAAGCAAUGAAAAGCUUUUGCCAGAGCUCUGUGUCUUGGUUUUACAGGUGAUAGUAUGAUGGCAAAGAGCUCCAAUUCUAGUGACAGUCUAAGUUACACUGCUGCUUAAACUCUCCUAGGGAAGAAUACAUUGGUAUUCUUUGUGAGCCUAUUUGUUUCGUCUAUUUGUCAAGAUAACAGGUGUGGCUGAGGUCACCCUGAAAUUGUUGUAACAACCUAGUGUGCCUGGGCGCAGCAUACAUUUAGGUCCUCUUCCCAGAGGAUACAGCUCCUUGAGGAGAACUGGGACCUGCCAGGAUCCCUGAAGUCUGUUCGGUAGGCAGCUAUCAUGGGCUGUCACCUGAAACAAUAGGUGGUACAAGGGGACUGCAACAAACUACAGGGAAAAUGACCCUCCUAAAAGUGCACCCACAUAUGUUCCAUCACUGUGGCUUUGUUAUGAGAGUUUGCAGAAAUUCUUAAGACUUCCAUACGUGUCUCUUAGAGCUAAGGUCAUUGUUAGAGUAAAUAUCAAUAGUCCUGACUUCUCCCUCAUCUUUGCCCAGACAACCAUUGAUCACUGUUACUCUAAGCUUGUCCACACUUCCUAGAAUGUUUUAUAUUAUAUAUACACACACACACAUAUGUAUAUAUGUAAUAUAUAUGGUAAUUCAGUGUGUAAUGUAUCUGGCUUCUUUAAUUAUACACUAUUGUUUUUUAUUCACCCAUGUUCUAUUUCAGAAGUUCAUUUCUUUUCAUUUGUACUUUUGCUGAAAGUAUUCCAUUGUAGAGAGCUAUAUGCAAUUCCAAAGCAAAUGUUCCAGAGAGAACUCAUACUUAAGAGCCAAACUGCAGUAUCUUUUUAUAACCUUAACCUGAAAGUAAAAUUCCACCAUUUCUGAUACAUCCUAUAGGCAUCACUGACUAAUCCUAGUAAAAGAUGGAAGCAAACUCUACAGUGGGAAAAUAUGGAUUUGUGAGUACUAUUUUGGAUGCUGAUGAGUAUAGUGAUCACGAUUAUUUUUCCUUUUUCAAUCUUUUAAUGGUGAAUUAAAUAGACUAGUUUUCAAGUAUUAAACCAACUUUGCAUUUCUGGGGUAAUCCUCAGUCAAGAUGUAUGUAUUCGUUUUCUGUAUUAUUGAGUUUAAUUUUUUAUUUUUUAAAAAGAUUUAUUUAUAUAUUUGAACAUCAGAAUUACAGUGAGAGGGAGAGACAGAGAUCUUCCAUCGACUGGUUCAUUCCCCAAGUGGCUGCAAUGGCCAGGGAAGAGCCAGGCUGAAGCCAGAAACCAGGAACUUCUAAUGGGUCUCCCUUGUGGAAGGCAGGGGCCCAAAGACUUCAGCUGUCUUCCGGCUACUCUUCCCAGGCCAUUAGCAGGGAGCUCGAUCAGAAGUGGAGCAGCCAGGACACAAAUGGGUGCCCAUGUAGGAUGCUAGCAUCACAGGCAGUGGCUUUACCUGCUUUGCCAUUAUGCCAGACCCAAUAUUACACACACUUGAUCUUAGCCAAAAGGCCGAGAAGUGAUAGCCCCAAUAUUUUUCUUUUUUCUUUUUCUUUCUUUUUUUUUUUGACAGGCAGAGUGGACAGUGAGAGAGACAGAGAGAAAGGUCUUCCUUUUUGCCGUUGGUUCACCCUCCAAUGGCCACCACGGCCGGCGCACCACACUGAUCCGAAGGCAGGAGCCAGUUGCUUCUCCUGGUCUCCCAUGGGGUGCAGGGCCCAAGGACUUGGGCCAUCCACUGCACUCCCGGGCCACAGCAGAGAGCUGACCUGGAAGAGGGGCAGCCAGGACAGAAUCCAGUGCCCCGACCGGGACUAGAACCCGGUGUGCUGGUGCCGCAAGGCGGAGG
Molecule: messenger RNA, 6719 nt
Organism: Lepus europaeus (European hare)
Lineage: Eukaryota; Metazoa; Chordata; Mammalia; Lagomorpha; Leporidae
Exons: 16
Coding region: 128-4237 (1369 amino acids)
Biological process (GO): negative regulation of transcription by RNA polymerase II
Molecular function (GO): DNA-binding transcription repressor activity, RNA polymerase II-specific
Source: RefSeq, a predicted model, not a curated record